AUGGAGGAUGAGAUGCGGCCAGUGAGACAGCCGCAGAGGAGACUGACACCGAACCUGGAGGCUGUGGUUCGGGCAGAGAUCGUGAAGCUGUUGGACGCGGGGAUCAUCUUCGCCAUUUCCGACAGCGAGUGGGUCAGUCCCACCCAGGUGGUACCCAAAAAGGGUGGGAUGACUGUGGUGCCUAACGAGAAGAAUGAGCUGAUCCCGAUGCGCACAGUGACUGGGUACCGUGUCUGCAUUGAUUACCGGCGUCUCAACGACGCCACUCGGAAGGACCACUUCCCGCUACCAUUCAUUGAUCAGAUGCUGGAGAGACUGGCGGGGCACGAGUUCUACUGUUUCCUGGAUGGGAUGUCCGGGUACUUCCAGAUCCCGAUUGCACCGGAGGACCAGGCGAAGACCACUUUCACCUGCCCCUUCGGCACCUUUGCAUACCGGAGGAUCCCAUUCGGGCUAUGCAAUGCCCCGGCGACUUUUCAGCGAUGCAUGCUCGCUAUCUUUGACCGUCUAGUCGGCGAGAUUAUGGAGGUGUUUAUGGACGAUUUCUCGGUUUAUGGAGACUCAUUCUCUCACUGUCUCCAUAACCUAGAACUUGUCCUUAAACGGUGUGAAGAAACGAACCUGGCACUGAGUUGGGAGAAGUGUCACUUCAUGGUUCGAGAAGGCAUAGUUCUUGGGCAUAAGAUCUCCAAGAUGGGGAUUGAGGUGGACAGAGCGAAGAUCGAGACUAUCAGCAAGCUGCCUCCUCCUACAUCUGUUAAGGGGAUCCGGAGUUUUCUUGGUCAUGCAGGGUUCUAUAGGCGGUUCAUCAAGGAUUUCUCGAAGAUUGCUCUGCCCCUGAUUAAGCUUCUAGAGAGGAUGCCCCCUUCCAGUUCACUGAUGCAUGCACAGCGGCUUUCACGACCUUGA
Molecule: messenger RNA, 909 nt
Organism: Linum trigynum
Lineage: Eukaryota; Viridiplantae; Streptophyta; Magnoliopsida; Malpighiales; Linaceae
Source: the annotation of a GenBank genome assembly